AUGGUAAGGGGAGGUUCAGAGGGGUGUUUGGCAACCUGGUUGACGGAAAAACAGAAGGAUGGUGGUGGUGGAACUCAACCAAAACAGUGGCAAAGUGUUGUUGGGUUCUUGGUGGUGAUGUGGUGGUUAUUGGUGAGGCUUGUUAGUGAACUUUACAAUCUUCUUAAUCAAGUGAACUCUGUAGAAGUCCAAGAUGAUGUAAAGCUCCCUGAUAACUUCACACAUCUUGUCACAGAAAUGAAAAGCAACAAGUAUGAUGCAAAGGAAUUUGCUUUUAUAUUGAAAGGAAUGGUACUAUGUUUUCAAGUACCAGUAAUCCAGAAAAUGAAAAAGAGCGGGUUGGAUUUAAAGAAACUCAGAAACAAGGAACAUCAGAAAGGGUUGAAAGCUGAAGAUGGUGACCAAGAACAUGAAGAAAUGUUUGAAAAGGUCUUCAAGAAAGUUUUUGUAGAAAAAGAGAAUAUGGAAGAAAUUGUUUCUAAUUGUAUAUCGAUAUUUCCAAAUGAAAAUAGAACAUGGAAUUGGCAAAGAAGUUUAAUAUUUUGUUUUCAGGUACUAUUUUUUGAAGUACCAAUGUGCCAGAAAAUGAAAAAAACGCAAGUUAGAGUUGAAGAAACUCAAAAACAAUGGACAGCAGAAAGGGUUGAAACCGAAGAUGGUGAAAUGGAGGAGAAUGAUCAAAGUUCUUAA
Messenger RNA from Lactuca virosa, 690 nucleotides. Lineage: Eukaryota; Viridiplantae; Streptophyta; Magnoliopsida; Asterales; Asteraceae. The record is from the annotation of a GenBank genome assembly.